AUGCACUCCAGGGUUGUAAUUAUAGGUUCUGGUCCUGCUGGGCAUACGGCCGCACUUUACUUGUCCCGAGCAACCCUAAAACCUGUUAUGUUUGAGGGAUUCCUUGCGAACGGUUUCGCUGCUGGUGGUCAACUAACUACAACCACUGAAGUUGAAAAUUAUCCCGGUUUUCCUGAAGGCAUAAUGGGCACGGUGAUGAUGGAUAAAUUUCGGGAGCAAAGCAUUAAAUUCGGCACAACAAUUUACACUGAAACCAUAUCAAAAAUUGAUAUUUCUACACGUCCGUUUAAACUUUGGCGUGAAAAUAAUGAAGAUCAAGAACCUGAUACCGCUGAUGCACUUAUUAUUGCCACUGGUGCUGCUGCAAAAAGACUGAAUCUUCCUGGUGAAGAAAAGUAUUGGCAGAAAGGAAUAUCGGCGUGUGCUGUUUGCGAUGGCGCUGUACCUAUUUUCC
Molecule: messenger RNA, 454 nt
Organism: Dentiscutata heterogama
Lineage: Eukaryota; Fungi; Glomeromycota; Glomeromycetes; Diversisporales; Gigasporaceae
Source: the annotation of a GenBank genome assembly